UCAGCUGUCAGUUGCUUCCCGCUAAGUUUCUCUCUCUAAAACGGCCUCCUCUAAAUCUCUCUCUCUCUCUCUAUAAUGUGUCGGAGAUUUUUCAGUCAUUGCACUGAGCUCUCGAUUUCGUAGGAAUUCUUAAAGUUAUCUCUCUGGAGAGAAUGGAGAAGGAGGUGAAUGUGAAGAGGCAAGGGAGUGAGGCCGGCGACGGCGGCUGCGACGCCGUCAAGCGGCAGAAAAUGGCGGCGAUUUGUGACGUCGGUGAGGCGGAGGACGGCGAAGAUAUGAUGGCGUGGUUAACGCUGGACGACGAGGCAAUGACGGAGUUAUCUAAGCUUUUGGACUCGGAGACGACGCCGCAGCAGCAGGGUUGCAGAGUGAGGUUCAUCGAGGAUCCGUAUUCGCCGCCGGUGAUUUUCCAGUCAUCGGCGUACAUUACGAUCAACGGCAACGAGGAGUCCUGCGGUUCCUCGUUCUCCGACUUGGAUUCCUCCAUGAUGGCCAGCAUCGACAUGGGCGGCGUCACGGGGGUGUUCGGAGGGUUGUCUAAGAAGGAGAAAGGUUGCGCGUGGGGGCCCGACGCUGACGAGGCGCGUGGGUGGAUGCUGGAGAAAGAUGCUUUGGAAACCGAAAGACUUCUUGUCAACGAUGCGUACGGCUGCGAUUGGUCUAACCGUUGGAUCGACGAUGGCGAUCAUACUGACGAUUCUAUUUGGACUAAUAACUUUCUGGGUGACAUGUGAAAAGUGCUGCGUAUUUCUUUUUACACAGCGUGGGGUCAUCUGUAAUUAUCUGAAAGUAAAAGGACCAAAUCGGAAACCCUCCUCGGGGAUUUAGUGGAUUUUGAAGAAGAAGAAAAAAAGUUGUAGAUUAGGGACUAGAGAGGCAAAGUGAAUGAAGUGAAGAUUACUCGUUUUGUCCUUUUGGCAUUUUCAUAAGAAUUCUUUUUUUAUUUUUUGGUUCUUUUUUCCCCUUUUUCUUUACAAAAAGAAAAGGUGAAAUGAUGAAUGACAAGCCUAGUAAACAGAAGAUUUGUGUUUUGUC
Messenger RNA from Ipomoea triloba (trilobed morning glory), 1035 nucleotides. RefSeq lists its product as uncharacterized. Lineage: Eukaryota; Viridiplantae; Streptophyta; Magnoliopsida; Solanales; Convolvulaceae. The transcript has a single exon. The coding region runs from base 153 to 734 and encodes 193 amino acids. The record is from RefSeq and is a predicted model, not a curated record.